Messenger RNA from Theobroma cacao (cacao), 1595 nucleotides. Its product is annotated as serine carboxypeptidase 1-like. Gene Ontology annotation, molecular function: serine-type carboxypeptidase activity. Gene Ontology annotation, biological process: proteolysis. Lineage: Eukaryota; Viridiplantae; Streptophyta; Magnoliopsida; Malvales; Malvaceae. The record is from RefSeq and is a predicted model, not a curated record. Gene Ontology annotation, cellular component: vacuole.
UUAAUCAAGUCAACUAACAAUGGGAAAUACUGCGUUAAUCAUUUGGGUGUCUCUCUUGCGCCUGGUAGGAUUCACUCAGUGCUAUGGAGGCAGAGACUUCAACCCAAUUAAACUCCUAAGGCAGGAAUUAUCAGAGCAGAUGUCAUCUGAUGUAUCAAAGUGGCCAACUACGUUCAGCCUGGAAACAGAUGCGGGGCAGUUCUCACCUGUUUAUAUAGGCCCACAAGGAGGCCUAAGGGAAGUUGAUAAAAUCGGAAGUUUGCCCGGACAACCUGGUGAGGUGGAUUUUGAUCAGUAUUCAGGUUACGUGACCGUUGAUCCUGAAGCAGGCAGGGCAUUGUUUUAUUAUUUCGUGGAGUCACCUCACCAUUCUUCUACUAAGCCGCUGGUUCUAUGGCUUAAUGGAGGGCCUGGUUGCUCUUCAAUUGGAAAUGGAGCUAUGAUGGAACUUGGCCCAUUUAGAGUUAAAAAUGAUGGGAAAAGCCUACGUCGAAAUAGAUAUGCAUGGAUUAAGGAUGCCAACAUCAUCUUCUUAGAAUCUCCUGCUGGUGUUGGCUUCUCUUACUCAAAUAGAACCUCAGACUAUAAGUCGAGUGGAGAUAAAAGAACUGCCCAAGAUUCCUACACCUUUCUUGUUAACUGGCGGGAAAGGUUUCCCGAAUACAAGACCAGGGAAUUUUUUAUCACAGGAGAAAGCUAUGCAGGCCACUACGUACCCCAGCUUGCUCACACUAUCCUUCAAAACAACAAGUACACCAAUCAAACUAUAAUCAAUCUAAAAGGCAUUGCAAUAGGUAAUGCUUAUAUUGAUUUUGAAACAACUAUGAAAGGAGCAGUGGAUUUCUAUUGGACGCAUGCGCUCAUGUCAGAUGAAAUAUACAAUGGACUUGCAUCCAACUGUGAUUAUUCUACACUAAAUUUAUCAUCCAAAGAAUGCCUGGGAUUUGUUGAUAAAGCAAAUGAUGCUGCUGGCAACAUAUAUACCUAUGACAUCUAUGCUUCCUUGUGCAAUUCCUCCUCAAGUUCCAAUUCUGUUUCUGCAUUUGACCCCUGCUCAGAGAAUUAUGUCCAUUCCUACUUGAACAAUCCAGAAGUUCAAAGAGCACUUCAUGCAAAUGUUACUGCUCUUCCUUAUCUAUGGGAAUCCUGCAGUGGAGAAGUAAAUCGACACUGGAAAGAUAAACCAUUAACAGUGUUGCCAAUCAUUAAGGAACUAAUGGAAAGUGGGAUUCGCGUUUGGAUCUACAGUGGUGACACGGAUGGUGCCUUGCCUGUAACAUGUAGCAGAUAUGCCAUAAACAAAUUGGGGACACCCAUUAAGACUGCCUGGUACCCUUGGUACACACAAGGGGAGGUUGGAGGGUAUGCUGUUGGAUAUCAAAACCUGACAUUUGUAACUGUAAGAGGAGCUGGGCAUUUUGUUCCAAGUUACCAGCCAGCUCGGGCCCUGGUGCUCUUCUCGUCCUUCUUAGACGGAAAGCUUCCACCAUCCACGUAGAAGGUUCGACCAUUGAGAGAAUGGCAUAUGUUGUACUAUUUUUUAAAUUAUUACUACAUCAUGUCAGCUGGAUAUGUUCUGUUAACUUUGUGACAAA